CUGUAUGCGUUCACGUUGUCGCUGCAGUAGACGUGGUACCUCGUCGGGGUAGUGAUCAAAACCUAGUUUGCCUGUAGGCUGUAUAUUCGCCGCCUCUGCGGGGGAAAGAUAAUUUAAUUUGCCAUCGUAAGCUUCCGAAGCUGGAUCGUGCGGCACGAUGGGUUCGCUAAUGAUGGACGGCAACGGUGUUGUAGUUGUUGUGUAUGCAACAGCAAUUUGCUUCGCUGUAUCCAAAGCAUUGUUCGUGUGUCCACGCAGUCCAUUACGACCAUUAACCAGCACACCAUUUUGCGCCGGCACCGAUUUGGUCGAUUUGAUGGCAUCCUGCAGGAUAAAAGUGUAUUUUAUUAUAAAGGUCUGCUGAAAUAUGGUUUCUCUAAAUAUUACGUCAAUUGGUCUGUUAUAACCCACAAACACAGUCUUCGACUUCAAUAUGCGAUAACCAUCUUUAUCGGCAAUAUAGUCCUUUUGGCGUAAAAAUCCAGCUGCAUCUAUCCAAGCUUCAGUGCCUAAAAUGUAAAAAAGGUGGUCAAAAUUGUGAAUAUAUGGAAAGUGAUUUAAAAGAGGCAAGCACUUACCAACAACAGUACCGUCUUGUAGACGCCUUUCCUUACGAAACUGUCCAUUAUCCGUUUGAAAGCGAAAAUAGCGUUCCGGUCCUUCAUCUGUCUGUAUGUGAUACUGUCCAUCACCUGGUGAACCCCAUGAGCCCUCCACUACCGCAAGCAGUGAAACCUGCAAAAGCAAAUAGAAAUAUUUUAUAAACUAAAUAAUGAUAACGAAAAUUGUGGAAGAACUGGUAUAUAUUAAGUUUUUAUAGUAUUUCAAAGAUAAAGAAAAGGUCAAAUUUUUUAAAAAUUUGUAAAAUGGUUUUUUAGAAAGAAUAAAAUAAAUAUAUUAUUUUCGACCUCUUUAUUUUGCUUAACUAUUUAAAGGUUUUAGUAUACUUCUAAAAAUUAUGAGAUAGAAUCGUUGUUGCGAAGUCCUGGACUUAAUGCGCAAUCUUUUUUACUAUACGCCUUAUUGUACUUGUAUAAGUAUCCUUGGCCCUUUCACUAUGUUCAUGGAUACUCUUACUAUCGACAAACUAAACCAUUUCAGCUCAUACGGCUUGAAAGUUAGAGUCAGCUUUUUGGUUGUUCCUCUGAUAUUAAAGUAUCACUUUGUAUUUGUAUCUUAAUUUUGUAGAAUCCCCGUAGUAAUUCUGUAUCAAGGUUUCCACAUUGCACACAAAUCGUAUGAGAUUUUUGGUCUUCGUUAUCGAACGAAGUUUUGUGAAGGCUAAACUUCGUCGAUGAAAAUCUUCUUGAAAUAACCUGGCAUUAUUUUCACUCUUUCAAUAUUGAUGGAUUUUUAAAUAAAGUCUACAUUUUGAAAUAUAACGAUCAUGGUGAUCAUAAGUUUCCAUCGAUAGACUCCGACGGAAAUUUACUAUGAAUCAGAGAAGUACUUAGUAUAAGUUUAAUACUAUUAUCAUCAGUCCAAUUUCAACAAGAAUAUAAAGUUCAUUGAAAAGGGCAUUAACAAAAUCUGUUGAACUCGAUUCCUAAAGGUUCAAAAGUCUUAUAUUUAUGGGUAGAAAAUAUGUAGACCAUAUAUUGUGGAUUCAAAUUUAAUAACCAGUAGAAACCCAGAUUAUUCUUUCACUUUCAAAGAUUUUCCGAACGGAAUCAGUCUCCCCGCAAAGGUUUAAUAGACCUAUCAAGCAGUAUAUGGCAUAGAUAGAAGUUAAAAUAUCACAUUUACUUCUCCUAAAAUCUAGAAAAAUAUUAUUUUUCUAAGUUAAUUGGAUUUAAGUUAUGUAACGAAGACUACUUUUUUCUUAGUCUCGAAAAGAGACUUUCGUGCCAAAAGCAAAAUUAUAUAGCACAUUCUUAAUGAAUAUUCCAUUUAAUAUUGCAGCACACCGUCUCACAAAUACUCUCCCAGAGGCGUAUCACUCCUAACGACAGUAAACAAACACUCUUUCGAUUACUUAUACAUUGCUAAGUAACGAAUGUUUUCUACAUUUAAGCAAAACUAAACAAACUUCGAGAAUCAGCAAAACGAAAACGACAGCAAUUUUAUUUUAAAAAAUAUUUACGAAAAUAAACACUUAUUUAUAUAUUGAAAAUCUCCAAAAUAAAUAGCCAAAAUGCCCUCUUUGGCAACGGCAUCAAUCAGUUCAUUUAAGUUAGCACGUUUCAGUCGUCCGCUACGAUUCCACGAUCCCAUUGUACGAGAACAACCCGAGUGUUACUCCAUUCGACCUUCACUCAUCGACUAUAUACGCGAAGAUCUACAGGAGUUAUCGCGACGUCUCUUCUACCAACGCAUAUACAUAUUGGCAAAGAACAAAUUGGAUGUACAGCCGCCGCAGCUACAAAGUCGACCGACGCCGCCGACAUUACCGCAUGGCGGUUCGUACCGAGCGGGCAGACGCUCACUGACCUCAGUGACAUCGGCACGACGAGAUACGCUCGAUUUUAAGAUAAUACUACAAAUGGAAUUGCAACACAUAUUGGCGCGCGAUGCUGAAAAUAGUAUUUCGGGUGAUAGACCCACGGGCUUGUUUCUGUACUUGGGCGACUAUACGUUGUUGAUGUUCGAAUGCGUUGAAGAUAUUGUCGGCUCCUUUUGUACGCAAUUGAGUGCGAUUGCAGAUAAAUACUUUGUAGCAAAUAAAGUUUUCCUUACCGAAGAUCGCACCGGUGAAACAUAUUUUCAAAAUUUCCAUUAUCGUCGUGCCGUACCGAUUAACAUUAAUGAGAAAUUUCCACCGAACACGGUCACCGACAUUGAGCUAAUGAGCCAACAACACUUGACGAUUAAGGAUAAAUUGUUUGAGCUGUGUACGACGCUUUCACAAGACAUACAGCGGGGGCAAGAUAAUGCUAUGCACAGUACCAUAAGCUCUGGUAAGGGUACAUUCAGUUUGUGGCGACCCAGUCUUGAUUUCGGUGAAGAUCUAACACCUACCAUAUUCAAUAAACUUUUACCCGAAGUGCAACGUAUUGAACUUGUGCUGAAUUGUAAUCGUUUCUAUUGUAAUGUGCAACGGCGUGCUUUAAUGUACAACCGUAUACCAAACGAGUUGGACGAUAAACUCCAUUCUUGGCCCAUACAAUAUAAUUACACUCCGAUCGGCGUUUUCUGGCACUCGCCAUACGAUGUUAAUUUGACAUUUUCCGAUUAUGGCAAGAAGGAAGAGCAGGUCGAAGAGAAAAACUCUGGUUCGGAAGAGGAUGGUGAAAAGAUCGCCUAGCGUAGUUGAUGCGUCAAGUAUUCGGAGAGGACAUAUAGCGAAAUAACAGAAAUAAAUAUGCUAAAACCCGUAGUUUGAUUUUUUUAUGAAUGAUUAAAUAAAAGAGAAUGAGAAUUUCCAA
Molecule: messenger RNA, 3365 nt
Organism: Bactrocera oleae (olive fruit fly)
Lineage: Eukaryota; Metazoa; Arthropoda; Insecta; Diptera; Tephritidae
Source: RefSeq, a predicted model, not a curated record